AUGCCUGUAGUAACCUUUAUACACUAUCUACGCACCUACGCCCCCGCCGCUGCUAAUAGCAGCAAUAAUAAUAACAUAACCGACUCUCCCUACGCUAAGGACGCCGCCGAGGGCACCACCAAGAAGAAGGAGAAGAAGGAGAAGUUCGCCGCCGUCGCCGCCAUUACUACCGCCGCCGAGGCCGAGGCCGCCAAGGAAGAUAAGGCUAAGGGUAAGGCUAAGACCCCUAAAGGCGAGCUCGUCGAGACCACGGCCCUAGAGCUUAAAAAGCUCCGGGCCGCUGCGAAAGAGAGGGCUAAGAAAGCUAAGACUACCCUAGCCGCCGCCGCUGCUAGUAUUCGCGGCUCGCGCGCCGCUACCUCGCGGGAGGUAGCUUCAUUAUCGCGGCGUAUUCGCCGUGCUAACAAGCUGGCCACCCGGCAACUAGCGCUAUCGGAGUGGAUCGCCCGGCGUCUCUGCGCCGAGGACUUCGUGCCGCUCCCGCCUCUAUCGGACGAGGAGAUAACCGAGGAGGACGAGUCUAAGGAGGAUUAA
Emericellopsis cladophorae is the source of this 534-nucleotide messenger RNA. RefSeq lists its product as uncharacterized. NCBI's taxonomy places the organism in Eukaryota, Fungi, Ascomycota, Sordariomycetes, Hypocreales, Bionectriaceae. Bases 1 to 534 code for a protein of 177 amino acids. The record is from RefSeq and is a predicted model, not a curated record. The transcript is spliced from 8 exons.